Messenger RNA from Suillus subalutaceus, 594 nucleotides. RefSeq lists its product as uncharacterized. Bases 1 to 594 code for a protein of 197 amino acids. The transcript is spliced from 5 exons. The record is from RefSeq and is a predicted model, not a curated record. Lineage: Eukaryota; Fungi; Basidiomycota; Agaricomycetes; Boletales; Suillaceae.
AUGCAUUUCAAGUUCUCCUUCCUCGUCGUCGUUACUGCUUUGGUAGCAUGCAUGUCUGUCACUGCAUGCAGUCACCGAGGUUAUAUGUGCAAAAUUGACGGUGAUUGCUGCAGUGGCUUUCACUGUAAUCUGAAGUCGACUGUUUACCGAUGGGCUGGCAGCCUGUCCAUGAGCACAUCUGGACAAGACAUGAGGAGCGAUUUCAAUGUCGAGAUUUGUGCUGCGUCAUUCAGAACAAUUGUCAUUCGUCAUUACGAUUAUGUCGAGAACAUCCGUGGCGUGCCAUUACCCUCCUCAAAAUCACUGGAGUUUGAUGGGUGCACCAGCAAGGAGUCGACACUUCAAACUUCCCACAAGCGACGACUAUCUCUGCUGCACUGCAUGAACAAUAUCUUCAUCUUUCUUGGCGUACCUUUGAAUCGCUGUACCACGCUUUGUUCCUGGUGGCCUCGCCGUGUCACCAUGCUCAAGCUCGUAGCCAAGGGUGAUUUUGUCAUGAAAUUCCCGGAUAGCAUGGUAUUCGAAGGCGUUGGUCCGACCAUGGUGCCACAUAUUCAUGGGGGACCAGUUCUGUCACGCAAGGAGAGAGAAUAG